GUAAUUUGUAGUUUCUUCAACGAAACAUGAAAUGAUUGAAGUGUCAAGACAAGAGUUCAAAUGAAACUGUGAGAGGAAGUGCCAGAUUUUUUUUUAUCAGUUUUCCUUCCCGUGAAUACCUUUUUGCAUUUUUAUUUUAGUUACUGGUUGUCAUUCACUGAUUGACUCUGUUCGAAAUGGAAGGCACCAUUGAAACUUUGCGGAAACUUGGACAGCUUCGCUUGAAGAGUGACCAAGAUUUGAAAGCUCUCCAAAAUUUUGUGGAGAAUGAAAACUUCAAGAAUAUCACUCUGCUUGUCAAGAGUACCAUGAACGGUCCCGAUGGAUCGCUGUUAUUAAGUUACAUUUUAUGCGGGCUCUCAGAUAAAAAAGAAUCUGAGGAAAAACGAUUCAAGCUAACUGAGGUGCUACUCAAUGAAUUUCACUCCAAUGAGCAGUCCACCAAAACAACCACACUAAUAGUGAAUCUCCUCGCCCAGGAAAUCAAAAAAUUUUCCUUCACCUAUUUGUCAAAGUUAUCUGACAUAUGUGUUGAAAAUAUUCGUGCAGCCAAAGAUAAACCAUGCACCAGUUGGCGAGAACUCCUUCCAAAAAUAUUGAAUGUUUUGAAUGAAAAACGAAUUGUCGUUUAUGAUGGCAUUGAAAUGUCUGGCGCAGAGUAUAAAGGACAGAUCAUCAAUACUAUUUGCACCAGUCGUUUGGAUCACUCAAUUAUUACACCUUUGACUUCAAUGUUCAAUGAGAUUGUGUUGACACAAGAAGAGCAUGAAAAAGUGGUCAAGAAGUUAUGCAGCUUAAUGGAAAAAGCUCCGAGUUGCCAAGAACUGCCUCCACUCGUCAACCAACUGUUGCAACUAUGCAGGGAUCAGCACAGUAUCAUUGUAUUCCUCGGUUUAAGAACUUACUUCGCAAAGAAGCUUCACAACAAAGCAGAAGAGAUGCUCGAUGAUAGUAUGGAUGCCAUCACAGCGGAAACUGACACCGAGGCGGAAUUAUCUGCUGCUGAGAACACUAUUCUCUACCAUAUUGAGGAAAGUGCAAAAUUUUCCCGGAGCUCUGUAAUGGAUUUGGUUAAAUUAGUGAAAGCCUCCUCUCAUCUCCCUGACCUCAUUUUCGAUCCGUUCAUUCUAUCCAUCCUUCUAUCUGUAUCGUGCAUUGCUGCCUAUGAAACGCAGGUUUUGGAAAUGUUACAAAGUGCUGUCAGCUAUUGUGUGACCGAAGAAAGCAAGAAAAACGACUCUGCAUGGCUGUGCUCCAUCGUAAAAUCCAAGAGCACCAUGGAAUCUGUUUUAGUGCGCUUGACGAAGAGUCCUGUCUGUGAGCAUCAAAAGGUUUUGAAAGGUCUCCUAAACUUGAGUAUCAACCUUCUGAGCAUGGGCGGUGUAAAAGGUCGUGAAGAAAUCACGGAGAAGAUAUGGCGACUAGGAAGACAUGUGUUCGUUUCCCUAGUAAAAACUCACACACAUAUCGCUCGAUCUGCUUUGAAAACUUUAUGCGACCGUAUAAUCACAGGAAAUUCAUUAACACAAUUCACAGAGUGUUUAGCAUCUUUGUGCCAUUCCUGCUCAAUGCUAAUGGUCGAGAACGAAAACGAAUUAGUUGGAAUGCUGGAAUUUUUAAGUCAACUCCCAAGUUCUUUAGCUCAGCGUAUUGUCACUGCCCUAGUACCAUUGAUACAAAUAUCAACAAGAUUGAGAGACUAUCUUAUUCUAGUUCUUCGCAAAGCCUUAUUUUCUCGUGAAAUUGAAACAAGGAAAACAGCUGUGAUAGGAUUUUUGCAGCUUCUAAAGCAUCUGAAAAUUAGGGGCCUUACUGCAUUGAGUCAGGGCAGUAUGCAGAAUAGUGGUCCAAGUGUUUUUAGCCAGGUUUAUCUGGAUGUUCACACUCAGCAUGCUCCAAGUUCGAAUAAUAGCUCAGAAGCCAUUUGUCUUGAAGUACUCGGUGUCUUGAAGAAAUGCUUCUCUCAACAAGCUGUCGUGAAACUCUCUUUGUAUCAAGGUCUAUCCGUUGCCAUUGCGAACAAUCCUGAAUUGUGUGAAAGCGUUCUAGAGUUGCUGUUGGAUCAUUUCAGUACUUAUUAUGAGUCUGAUGAAAAUAUCCUGCUUCCUAUUUCUCUAGACAAAGUUGUUGUUAUUCAUGGGGCCAGUGCGACUCUCAUCGAACCAGUUGGAGAAUUAUUACUUUUGUUGGUUCAAGUUACAAGAAAAGCUAAUCAAAUGAAUGACGAGGGUAGCAGUGCUCAGAAGUGCUCAGAAAUAUUGGACUCCCUCGUCAAUCGGUUUAAUUCUUGUGAGUUGGAACAUUUUCAACUGGACGAUAACUCUGAUUUAUUUGACAUAAUGCCAGAUAGUUUGAAACGACAAGAAGAAGUUACGCAGAUUCUCGGUUGCCAUGAGGCUCUUAUGGGUUACAUCAUUGGUCGUUUGGAGGACAAUCCAGAAGAAGAAGAUGUGGUGAAAUUGUGCAGUUUACUCAAAGGCUACAACCGUAUCGUUGAUUAUGUUAAAAGAUCCAAUAAGCCUGGCAAAAAAAAAGAUGGCGAGAAAGGUGGCCGGAAAAAAAAGGUAGAUAAGGAAGGAGGCGUAGAGGUUAAAAUCAAACCAUUCAAAUGCCCACCAUCAAUUCUAACACUCAGCACUUGCUCAAAAUUGCUCUCGCUGUUGUAUAAGAAAAAUUCAGACCCGGAAAAUGAAGCAAUCACUUCAAUAAGAUCAAAAAAACCUCUCCAUGCAUAUGCAAUGCAGAGCACCCUAGAUGCCAUCCAGCGGAUGAAAACAGAAAGCAAAUCUAGAACCUACUUUAAACAGUUCUGUGAAAUUGCUAAAUUAUUAUUCAAGCAUUGUCUGUCAUCCUGGGACGAGUUGAUCGAAAUCAGUGAUGUUGGCACUGCUGCCAUGUGUUUGGAAUGUUGGUCAGAAAUCGUAACCAUCGUCACUACGAAUCAUUUGAACAUUUUCUCGCAGUUCUUAACCGAAGCAGUUGAUGUUAGUCGAAGCAAUGAUUACAAUGUUCAACUCAUUAUGAUCCUAAAAUGUUAUAAGGAGAUUCUUCGCUUCAUAAUCAGACAGCAAGAUUCAGAUGAUGAAGAUGAUGAUGUUGAGAUCAAGAAAUUGGAGCAAACAGCUGUCUCUGCUCUUUCCGUACUGACGAAUCAUUUCUUGUCUGUGAACCCAGACACUGAACAAGCCUUAGAGUGGGCAACUGAGUUUGCAGAGAAUAACACACUAAGUGUAAUCACAGACGCCAAGCAAUUCAUCCAUGUUUUAAUGCGAUUGUACAAUAAGUGCAAGACUGAAACAUUGCUGUAUGAUAAUUUUGCGACACAGUUCAACACCCUGUUUGGUACAAUCAACGAAGCUGAAGUUGAAACGAUUAGAAAAGAAUUCAAAAUGAUUACUGAGGGUAACAUGCUCCUCAUUUUGCCUCUACUCUGUGAGACUUUAAUGAAACGAAUCGAAUAUGUUGAUGGUGUCAUCGCGCUUUUGAAAGCCCAUUUGGCUCUCUUACCCCAUGCACCCAUUACUAUAUCCACAAUUGAUUCUCAACCAAGAGAGGAAGUUCUUAAUAUCCUAGAACGAGAGGUGUCUCAUCAGCUGGCGAUAAUAGGUGUUGUCGCUCAUUCACUUUCCACUGUCCAAGUUUCAAAUGGACCCAAUUCAGAAAUUCUAGUCAAAAUGCUCACACGUUACUAUGCAGUCAUCACUAGUCUAACUAAGCAUUUUGUCACACGCGCCACACCUCAGAAUCUGGUUCAUCGUACUGCGAAAUUUGAAAAAUUAGUCAAACUCGCUGGAUCGACUCUAUCAUCUCAAAUAGGUGACCUUCUUCUCCAUAUCGAGGAAUCAACAACCAAUGCAAAACUGAAAAAUGUUGCCAAGAAGCAAACCAUUUUCAUUCCUAAGCUGGUGGCUGAGCUUGAAAAUUUUCAACAGUAUGUCACUAACCUAAGCACCAAAAGCAAGGAUACUGCCUUAUCACUCAACUUGAAACUUACUGUUACCAGAGAUUUUAGACUUAACGUCAAAAAGUGCCAAGAAGUUCUCAACCAACAAAAUGAAGAGAAUGAAGAAGAUGAUGUGUCAAACAAUACCACAGCUUCCUCACAAGGGAACAGAUCUAGAGUCCAGUCUCAGAAUAAAGAAAAUGAUCCCUCCUCUCAGCGCCCUGCAAAAAGGAGAAAAACAUCAUAAACGUUUCAUCAAUUCUUCAUCUCUCUCACUUUCAAUGCCUUUUCAGGCAUCAUCCUUCUUGAUCAAGACUGUCAAGUGGAUUGCAUUUUGCAAAAAAGGAAUCAAGAGUAUUUAAAUGUUGCCAGGAUUCUGCAACUUACAUUCUUUGCAAUGAAAACAAUGAAAUCAUGCAAAAAAUUAAAAUUACAGAGGCAAUUGUUGUCUUGUAUGUAUUUUGUUUAGAUGAUCAGUUCAUAUUUGCAAGGUAAAAAUAGUUGCACAAUCAAGGUACAUUGGAAUACUCUUUGUUUCUUUUUGAGAAAUUCAAUCCAAAUGGUACUAUAUUAGUGAACAUACUUCUAUUUUUUUACACUUUCCAACCCAAAGAAAUUGUUCAAAUUCAGAGUAUUUCAAAAGCCAGCAAAUAGAACUUGUUUUUGGAUUCUAUUUUGAUACUAUUCAUCGUGAUAACAUUUCAUACAACAUUUCCAAUUUUUGUAACAGUUUGAAUCAUUCCUUAAUUUUUUGUAUCCACAAACAAUUUUUUAUCAAUUUGUAAUACUCCUUUUCCAGCUAAUACUACUAUUCUAAUGUUUUAACUUUGUCAUAUUUUUCGAGGUGCUUUAGAAGCUCACAUAUUUUUUAAGCUUUAUAAUUAUGAAAAUAAAUAUUUUCAUCAUACCU
Bemisia tabaci is the source of this 4853-nucleotide messenger RNA. RefSeq names its product Fanconi anemia complementation group I (gene FANCI). Gene Ontology annotation, biological process: DNA repair. Gene Ontology annotation, molecular function: DNA polymerase binding. The record is from RefSeq and is a predicted model, not a curated record. NCBI's taxonomy places the organism in Eukaryota, Metazoa, Arthropoda, Insecta, Hemiptera, Aleyrodidae.